AUGCAGAUCUUCGUCAAGACCCUCACGGGGAAGACCAUCACCCUCGAGGUUGAGAGCAGCGAUACCAUCGACAAUGUCAAGGCCAAGAUCCAGGACAAGGAGGGGAUCCCGCCGGACCAGCAGCGGCUGAUCUUCGCCGGAAAGCAGUUGGAGGACGGCCGCACCCUUGCCGACUACAACAUCCAGAAGGAGUCCACCCUCCAUCUCGUCCUCAGGCUCCGUGGAGGCAUCAUCGAGCCGUCCCUGCAGGCUCUUGCCCGCAAGUACAACCAGGAGAAGAUGAUCUGCCGCAAAUGCUACGCGCGCCUGCAUCCAAGGGCUGUCAACUGCCGCAAGAAGAAGUGUGGCCACAGCAACCAGCUGAGGCCCAAGAAGAAGAUCAAGAACUAG
Triticum turgidum subsp. durum (durum wheat) is the source of this 390-nucleotide messenger RNA. Lineage: Eukaryota; Viridiplantae; Streptophyta; Magnoliopsida; Poales; Poaceae. The record is from the annotation of a GenBank genome assembly.